GUACAUGAGAUCAGUUGUAUUUUCAUAGCACGGGGGCGUGUACCCAAUAUGCUGUAUUAUGCCUACAUCCGACCCGUCACUAUCGUUUAAUGCGUAAAUAGUUUACGUAUCGUGUAAUUUUUUAUUUAAACUAUAAAAUUGAUAUUAGAUCUUUUCCAAAUCUAAUCUCAAAUUUUUUAAAUAAGGGUAUCAACAACGAUAAAGUCAAUAUGUCACUAGAUCACAUGUUCUGUUCAAGGUGUAGAGAAGGUUUUGAACCAAAUGAAAAAAUUGUCAACUCUAAUGGAGAGUUGUGGCAUCCACAAUGUUUUGUUUGUGCCCAGUGCUUCAGACCAUUUCCAGAAGGAAUAUUUUAUGAAUUUGAAGGGCGUAAAUACUGUGAACAUGAUUUUCAAGUUUUAUUUGCUCCAUGUUGUGCUCAAUGUGGGGAAUUUAUUAUUGGCAGAGUCAUUAAAGCUAUGAAUGCUAAUUGGCAUCCAUCUUGUUUCCGGUGUGAAGAAUGCAAUGGAGAGCUUGCAGAUGCUGGUUUCAUCAAAUGUCAAGGUAGAGCCUUGUGUCAUGAAUGCAAUGCCAGAUAUAAAGCAGGAGCUCUAGGCAAGCACAUUUGCUAUCAGUGCCAUGGUGUUAUCGAUGACAAGCCACUUCGUUUUCGAGGAGAAGUGUAUCACCCUUAUCAUUUCAAUUGUACCGCUUGUGGAGUAGAACUCAACUCUGAUGCAAGAGAAGUUCGUUCAAGAGCUGGUUAUGCUGCUAAUGAAAUGAAUGAGUUGUACUGCUUGAGGUGCCAUGAUAAAAUGGGAAUACCUAUUUGUGGUGCUUGUCGACGACCAAUAGAGGAACGUGUUGUAACAGCUCUUGGAAAACAUUGGCACGUGGAACAUUUUGUAUGUGCCAAGUGUGAAAAGCCAUUCCUUGGUCAUAGACAUUACGAAAAAAAAGGUCUGGCUUAUUGUGAAACUCAUUAUCAUCAACUUUUUGGGAAUCUUUGCUUCGUGUGCAAUCAAGUCAUCUCUGGUGAUGUUUUUACUGCGUUCAAUAAAGCUUGGUGUGUGCAACACUUUGCCUGUGCCUUUUGUGACCAGAAGAUGAAUCAGAAAACUAAAUUUUUCGAAGUUGAUCGUAGACCAGCUUGUAAAAAAUGCUACGACAAGUUUCCUGUUGAAUUCAAGAAAAGGCUACGACGUAUACACGAAGUUACGCCCAAACGUUCAGUCUCAAAUUAAAUAACAAGGUUGAGUGAUGUACUGACAAAUAAUCGCUUUCCACUCUUGAGUUUAAAAAAAAGUAUUAUCCAGGAGGAGGAAGAAAAGUGGAUCGGUAUUGUGUAAGAAAAUAUAAAAGAUUUUGAAUACUGCCAAUUAUUUCUAGAGAAGACUAACCAAAGUAUAGUGGCAAAGAGUUAUGUUUUUAAUUAACAAUUUCAAUUAUGACAAUACGUAAAAUAUUUUAUCGCAUGAAGCUUCCAGAUUCUUGGAAUAUUAAAAAUCAGGGUUUUUACAAAUACAUAGUAACAAAAUUAUUUUGGUUGUAA
Trichogramma pretiosum is the source of this 1531-nucleotide messenger RNA. It is a transcript of the gene stck, whose product is annotated as LIM and senescent cell antigen-like-containing domain protein 1. The transcript is spliced from 7 exons. Gene Ontology annotation, cellular component: cytoplasm; focal adhesion; cell-cell junction. Gene Ontology annotation, biological process: cell-cell adhesion; positive regulation of substrate adhesion-dependent cell spreading; positive regulation of integrin-mediated signaling pathway. NCBI's taxonomy places the organism in Eukaryota, Metazoa, Arthropoda, Insecta, Hymenoptera, Trichogrammatidae. The record is from RefSeq and is a predicted model, not a curated record. The coding region runs from base 210 to 1223 and encodes 337 amino acids.